Protopterus annectens (West African lungfish) is the source of this 1703-nucleotide messenger RNA. Its product is annotated as neural cell adhesion molecule 1-like. Gene Ontology annotation, cellular component: neuron projection; membrane. NCBI's taxonomy places the organism in Eukaryota, Metazoa, Chordata, Ceratodontiformes, Protopteridae. The coding region runs from base 1 to 1353 and encodes 450 amino acids. The record is from RefSeq and is a predicted model, not a curated record. The transcript is spliced from 7 exons. Gene Ontology annotation, biological process: cell adhesion.
AUGUAUAUACCCAUGAGAAAGAAAUGUAAACUUAAUCACUUCAGUUCUUUUACAGGGGGUGCUCAACGGGUGAUCAUCAUUCCAACUGUUGGAGAUACUCAGCUGGGAACUGAUAAGCUUUUCUUCUGUAGAGCUGCUAAUGAUGAAGAAGCCAUCUUUAAGUGGAUAAAACCAGAUGGAGAGGAAGUAAGAGAAGGUACAGAUGAACACUUUGAGACAAGCAUCAUUGAUGAAACAACAAGCAGCCUUGUGAUUAGAUCAGCAAGGGAAGAUUAUGAAGGACAAUAUCGAUGUGAAGCUGACUUUGGGGAUGGAGAGAGUGACAAUGCUACUAUCUUCGUUAACAUUAUUCAAAGACCAACAUUCUCCAAUAUAAUACCAUAUCAAGAAUUUCUUGAGGGGUCAACUGCUGUUCUGUCAUGUGACGUGGAAGGAAUUCCUCUACCUGUUGUCACCUGGCUAUACCAGGGUCGAGAUGUCUCCUUAAAUAGAGAUGAUCGCUUCUCUUUGCUUCCAAACCACUACCUCAAAAUCCAGUCCAUUCAUAGAUCUGAUGGCGGAACCUAUAGAUGUGAAGCUAGAAUUCCAGACAGGAAUGAAGUGGAGUUUAGGGACAUAUCUGUAGUGGUUAAUUAUCCAGCAACUGCUCAUUUCAGAAAGAUGCUGAAAAAUGUGACUGCAGGACUCAAAGAGAUUUCAUUAGCGUGCCUCCUUAUGGGACACCCACAACCAAAAGUAACUUGGAAAAGAAAUGGAGAAGAACUAAGAGCUUUGAGUGGAAAAAGAAAGUUUAAUUCUGAUAGAACAGAAUUAACAGUUUUUAGUCUCGACCAAUCAGAUGAAGGCGAAUACACUUGUAAAGCUGAAAACCAGUUUGGACAAGCUGAAGCCAAGCUGAAUCUCACUGUUUGUGAUGGAAACUAUAGACAUACACCAACUUAUUUUGUCCAUGAAAGUGAAGCGGCAAUUCAAACAGCUGAAGGAUCAGUCAUGUUGCAGGAGGUGUUUAAUUUAAGGACAGAAGUGAGAAUAUUAAGAAAUGACUUCCAAAAACAGAUGCAGGAAUUAAGAAACAGUUUGGCUAAAGUGAAGGAAAUUUUUGAGAGGUCACACACUGUUAAGGUAUCUCCAACACCUGAUUAUUCUUUUGAAGCAAACCUCUUCAGUCACUUGCCCAAGUCAGAAAGUGUAUUGCCAGGAGCUAUGUCUCCCACUGUUUCUCAUCUUCUGAGUGCAUCUCCAUCACCUGCUUUUCUUACAGCUGUGAGUACCGAAACAACAGGUUUAAGGAGAAGGAAGAAAAGGGAAUUUUCCAGAACACUGUCUGUAUCUCCAGCAGUUGACCAACCGUGAUCUUUGCAGAUGAGUAUCACAACUAGCCGAAGGAAUCAUUGUGUGGAAAUUGUGAAAACCAUUUAUUAAAUGGUAUGCACUAAUAAAAUGGCUUUUUAAUAUUAAUAUAUAUAUAAGUGGUAAUACAAUAUUUUCAAAACACUGCAUUUUCAUGCAUGCAUGUGCCCUAACAAACCUUACAAUGUAAUCAGUCAAUUUUAUUUAAAAUAUAAGCAUUUGUAUUGAUUUACAUCAUUAAGUAACAAAACUGUAUGUGAUGAAUGGACUAUGGGCAAAGGGCAUGUCAUUAAUUCGUUGAAGUUAAUCUAAUUAUUAAUGCUUAGUCAAUGCUUAAGUUUAUUUUUAAACAA